Exophiala viscosa is the source of this 2453-nucleotide messenger RNA. Its product is annotated as tRNA-dihydrouridine synthase 3. Gene Ontology annotation, molecular function: tRNA dihydrouridine synthase activity; RNA binding; flavin adenine dinucleotide binding. The record is from RefSeq and is a predicted model, not a curated record. The transcript is spliced from 3 exons. Gene Ontology annotation, biological process: tRNA processing. NCBI's taxonomy places the organism in Eukaryota, Fungi, Ascomycota, Eurotiomycetes, Chaetothyriales, Herpotrichiellaceae. Bases 159 to 2354 code for a protein of 731 amino acids.
CAUUAGUAACUUGCCUUGACCUGACCUUCGAUUCGCUGACAACCAACUUUACUUCAUUGCUUGCUUGAUAUACGUGCUAGUCGUUGCGGCAGUAACCCCUCACAUUAUAGAUGAGUGGCUCCGACACAAAUUGAGGCCUGACAAGCUGAAAUCGAGAAAUGGCCGAGACUACUUCAGAUCAGGCUCAGCCACCGGUGAAUGGUGGCUCAGAUGUCCAUUCUGCCACCUCUGACUCGAAGCUUGAUGCUAGAGACGACAAGCGUCGUAGAGGAGCAGCACCUGUCAAAGAGGACUAUCUAAUCAAGGCACAAGAUGAUGUGCUGGAUCCAAAACCGACGGGGAACGAAGCUGACGAUGACGCUGCCGAAGCUUUUCAUCACCAGGACAGACAACCUGCUGGUCAAAUGUACUCAAAGAACAAACGUCGUGACAAAAAGACUGGACAGAACAAAGCUCGCGACUUUGGAAAUUCAAGAGACGAGGUAGGCUUAUGUUCUACUCGCGUCCACAAACCUGAAUUCUCGCCCGACCCGUGUACGUUCGGGGACAAAUGUCGUUACGAGCAUAACGUACGCAAGUACUUGCAGGAACACAAGCGUGAAGAUCUAACCACCUUCAAUGGUCUUUGCCCGGUCUGGGACACGAAAGGCAGGUGCCCCGUGGGCUGGAAAUGUCGUUUCGUCGGGUCUCAUUCGAAGGAGAUCGACCGAGGUGAUGGUCGGAAGGAACUUGUACUGCUAGAAGACGAAGAGCGAAUGGCAAAGUAUUCACAAACUUCGACCGAGGAGGAAGAGGCUGGUGUGGCGAAUAUCCUCACUCCUGAGCAACGGAUCCAAUUGACCAAGAAGAAAAUCUCAACUCCCAAGUCGGAUAAAUUCUUGAAGUGGCUCGAGUCGCAAUCUCAAAAUACCUCUGCUCAAGGGCGCGGGCGAGACAACAAAGUCGGGCCGGAUAAUGGCACAAUGCGCAACUCUUCGUCGCCAGAGCCUGGUCCUGGUCCAAUAGAAGCCGGUGGGGAGGCCAAAAGAGACGCCAGAGCGUCAUUCCAAGAUCCUCCGCUGCGGCCGUCCGAGAAGCGCAAAUUGUAUUUUGGAGUCGAGACGCCAGUCCUUGCUCCCUUGACAACUCAGGGCAACCUACCAUACAGGAGAUUGUGUAGCUCGUUAGGAGCAGUGUUCACCUAUUCUGAGAUGGCCAUGUCCUUACCCAUAUUGCAGGGCCAGAAAUCUGAGUGGGCGUUGAUGAAAGCACACGAAUCGGACGUGCAACCACCAACAUUCACAAUGAAGAACGGCGAGAACAUCGUGUACGACUACAAACAGAGUCAAGAUCUCUGCUUUGGGGCUCAGAUUGCUGCCAAUAAACCGUGGUUAGCCAUUAAAGCCACAGAAGUGUUGACAACCUUACUUCCAAAGGGUCUACGCGUGGUCGACCUCAACGUGGGUUGUCCCAUCGACCUGGUCUACAGAGACGGAGCAGGUUCAGCACUCAUGGACACACCUCCCAAGCUGGAGAAGAUGUUGCGAGGCAUGAACGCCGUCUCCGGCGAGACACCCGUCACGGUCAAGAUUCGUACUGGUACGAAGAACAAGCAGCCAACUGCGCAGAAGCUGGUAGAAAGACUUGUCCUGGGCAGCGAGCAGAGCGGACGUGUUCCUUGCGGCGUUGCAGCCAUUACACUGCACGGCCGAACAAGAGAGCAAAGAUACACGAAGUCGGCUGACUGGGAUUACAUCACCGAGACGGCGGCAUUGAUCAAGAAUCUCAAUGCGAAAUCGGACGCCCUGGCUGAUACUAUACACGAACCGGACGAGCGCGACCAACCCAAUGGACAUCAACGUUCAAGGAAUGGCAAGGUCUUUUUCGUUGGAAACGGUGACGUGUAUUCUCACGAGCAUUACUAUGACCACAUCAACCACGCAAAAGUAGAUGGAGUCAUGGCAGCCCGAGGAGCACUGAUCAAGCCUUGGCUUUUCGAAGAGAUUGCAGCAGGCCAAUACCUUGACAAGUCAUCGUCGGAAAGACUGCAAUUUAUCGAACGAUUCUGUCGGUAUGGUUUGGAAGCAUGGGGAAGCGAUGAGAUUGGUGUUGGACAGACUCGACGGUUCUUGCUGGAAUGGUUGAGUUUUGCAUGUCGCUACGUGCCGGUCGGAUUACUGGAGUAUCUGCCGCCCAACAUUCAAGAUCGGCCUCCACGAUACAGGGGCAGAGAUGAGCUAGAGACUUUGAUGGCCAGUGACAACUUCAAAGACUGGAUCAAGCUGAGCGAGAUGUUCCUCGGGCCUGCACACAAGGACUUCCGAUUUGAGCCCAAGCAUAAAUCGAACGCCUAUGACACCCAAGCAGAGGGAUGACCAACACGAAGACUACGAGAUACGCAAUAUGCCCAUCACCGGUUAUCAGCGGGUUAUCUUGAUGCUGCGUUGCCACGCAGGCAUGUAAUGUGUCUCAAA